GAUUAAAACCUCACCAAUUUGUGCAAAUAUUUACCCACUUGACAAAAACCACAGUUUGCAGAAAAAUAAAGUCACCAUUUGAGAGUUGAAGUUAAGUAAAUCAAAAUUUGCUAACGCUUUUAUACAUUUAUUACUCAUUGGAUUUGGUUACGCUACACACUACCUCAUUACGUUUAUUUUUGGACAAAUCAUUGAAAAUAUAUUAUGUACCCUAAUUUGCACUACAUAAACUUAUAAGUACAGGUUUACAUCCAUCAUCUAUGACUCGCAUGAAUUUCUUGAAUGUUUGAGACAUCAACACAUCCUUCAACUUCAUCUUAUGACUAUAUGUGACUUUGAGUUUCGCUUAUCCCGACAACUUCUUAUAAGUCUCAGUUACUCAUGUAGAUCUUCUUCGCUUCAACUUGUUUACAAGUAUUUUGACUUUUAUCCGAGCAAAUAAUAUGCUUUGUUUCACUUGUGUUGAUGAACCAAGCUCUUGGCUUACCCAUGACUCAAAGGCCCUCUUGGUAAGCCGCUACCUUCCUUUUUCCUUAGAAAAGAGAGUGCUUCGAGGAUCACCUUGCUCUAUUAAAUUGUCUCAGAUUAACAGACGACACAGAGAGAGAAUUGAAGAUGCCGAUAGAGAUGCCGAGGGGGUUGCCAUUCUCGGUUGAUACAUGGACGCCUUCCUCCAACAUGAAGAGGACUCAUUUCCUCACCCACGCUCACAAAGACCACGCGCAAGGGAUCAUCUCUCACGCUUCCUAUCCUAUCUACUCCACGCUCCUUACCAAAACUCUUCUCCGCCAAUUCUACCCUCAGCUUGAUGAAUCGAUGUUCGUAGGUAUUGAGGUCGGUCAAUCUCUGGUGAUUGACGAUCCGGAUGGUGAUUUCGUUGUCACUGCGUUUGACGCCAAUCACUGUCCAGGAGCAGUGAUGUUUCUGUUUGAAGGAAGUUUUGGCAAUGUAUUUCACACAGGAGAUUGCAGAUUAACCCCCGAGUGUUUGCUAAGUUUACCAGACAAGUACAUUGGCAAGAAAGGGAAAGAACCAAAAUGUCCAUUUGAUUACAUCUUUUUAGAUUGCACAUUUGGUCAAUGUCCUGUGAAGAUGCCCAGCAAACACUCAGCGAAGCAGCAGGUUAUCAACUGUAUAUGGAAACACCCUGAUGCCCGUGUGGUGUAUUUGGCAUGUGAUCUUCUAGGUCAAGAAGAGAUACUUGUAGAGGUGUCACAAACAUUUGGUGAGAAGAUAUAUGUAGAUAAAGCAAAAAACUUUGCGUGCUUUAACUCGCUUAAACUUAUAGCCCCUGAGAUCAUAUCAGAAGAUCCAUCUUCACGUUUCCAACUAUUUGAUUGCUUCCCAAAACUAUAUGAAAGAGCUGGAGCAAUGCUAGCUGAUGCACGUGCUAAUUUUCAGCACGAACCCCUUAUUAUACGUCCUUCUUCACAAUGGUAUGCUUGUAAUGAGGGUGUUUCUGAGAUGGAAAAGCAAAGAAAGGAAAGAGUUGAUCAAGCUGUCAAAGAUAUGCAUGGUAUUUGGCACGUAUGUUACUCAAUACACUCAUCCAGAGAGGAAAUGGAUUGGGCCUUGCAACUUCUUGGGCCUAAAUGGGUAGUGUCAACAACGCCUACCUGCAGGGCUAUGGAGCUGGAUUAUGUUAAAAAGCACUGUUUUAAAAAUCUACAAACUUUUGACAACUCUCUAUGCAAACUUCUUGACAUUAAUAUGGUAGAGUCUUUAGUUCCAGAUGGAUCGAAUGAGAAUUUGAGCUGCUCGCAUGUGGUGGACAUCUCCAGUGGCCAUGUAGAAAAGCAAUCUGGACCUUUUGUCAUAUCCACCUACCAGCAGAAACGGUUGAGUUUAUCUCCCCCAAGCAAAAGACCAAUGGUCACAUUAUUUGGGCAAGCGAGCCUUGGACUCCCCUAUUCAUCCUUCCUACUUGAAUGUAAAGAUGCAUCAGUCAUUUGUAACUCUGAGGAGAAACAACUGAUUGUGGCAAAGAAUGUUUCCUUUCAGAAAGAAAAUGUUAUAACUGAGAACUCUGAAGAGCAAUUUGUAACAAUGAGACAAAUUGAGUUUUCUGGAACAAAUUGCAGUGGGCCUAACAAUACUUAUGAUAAGGAGAUUCCCACCAGUAGUUCAAUGGCGAAAACAGCAGCAGAAACAAAGAAUGUGUCAUUUGUGAAAGAAGAUAUUACUCAAGUGAAUGCUAAAGAGCAAUUACAAACCAAGAGAAAAGUCGAAUUUACUGAGACAAAUUCCACAGAACCUGCUGCUACCUCAACUGCGAGGUCUUCGAACUGCUAUGAUGAAAACUUAAGAAGAUUAUACAGGUCUAUGAAUGUACCAGUGCCUCAGCGCCUUCCCUCUCUUGUGAUGCUAAUGAAAACCAAAAAAUCUGCAAGGAAGAGGACUUAAGAAAAUUCUUUCUCUACAAGAUUUUAAAUCCUUAUUUUUAGUGUUCAUUGUUGGCUAUCAUCUGCUCAUGCUUGAUUGUUUCAAAGAACCUCUUUCAACCAUGUAACUUAGAGUUUUGGUGUUUGAAUGGCUUUUUUGCCUGAAAAAGAAGAUAAAAUAUCAGGUAUACAUGAAGCUUGAUACGGCUUUUCUUAUUUUCAACAAUUUCAGUUUCCUGCUUAAAGUGUUCACACCAAUAAUUUGAUACUUUAUAUAUAUUUCCGAUAA
Messenger RNA from Salvia hispanica, 2670 nucleotides. NCBI's taxonomy places the organism in Eukaryota, Viridiplantae, Streptophyta, Magnoliopsida, Lamiales, Lamiaceae. The record is from RefSeq and is a predicted model, not a curated record.